This is a messenger RNA of Lobosporangium transversale, 2566 nucleotides long. RefSeq lists its product as hypothetical. Bases 397 to 2553 code for a protein of 718 amino acids. The transcript has 6 exons. Lineage: Eukaryota; Fungi; Mortierellomycota; Mortierellomycetes; Mortierellales; Mortierellaceae. The record is from RefSeq and is a predicted model, not a curated record.
UUUUUUUUAUUUUUUUAUUUUUACUCAUUCCUAAUCGUCUUCAUUCAUUUUCAUUCUUUCAUUCAUUUCAUCGUGGUCAUUCUUGUACUUUCCUUAACUUUAUGCUCAUUAAUACUACAACGACACGUUCCUUAGUUUUUCUUUCUUUUAUAUAAUUUCGUUUGAACACGUUUGUGAUCCAUACCCACACAGUCACCCACUCGAGCAUUUUAUUUUAUUUUCACUCUCCACCUUAGUACCUUGAUAUAUAGGAUAUAUACAUCAUAUUCAGCACUCAACCCAUCCACAUUCCUUCUCACGAAACGAUUGCCUUUCUCUUCCUUUUUUCUCCUUUUGCCCUUUUACAGUUAUACUCUUUACUUUCAUAAUUAAUUAAUUCAAUUUCAUAUUGAUACUAUGGCAGUCUCUCACAUUCAGGUCGCUGCUUCUUCUGUUGGUCAUGCCACCAAGGACGACAACAUUAAAGUUACUUUCCAAACACUCUCAAAAUUAUCUCCACCCAAACCAUCGCCGCUUACAAUGUUAACAGACACCACCAGUACCACUACUACUGCAAUAACAACAACAGCAACAAUGGUGCCCACAUCAAAUACAGCAGCAGUUACUGUAUCAACACCUACAGAGGAGUCUUUUGAUCAGUACGAUGACUCCGAUAUAGAUGCACCACUUGGUAAAUGGGUAGGGGCGACAAGAGAGACGCUGCAGGAAGGUCAAAUCAUCAAGUCAGGUUAUCUUAUGAAGAAGGGUGAACGACUCAAGAUUUGGAAGAAGCGAUGGUUUGUUCUCAGGACAUCCAAGCUGGCCUAUUACAAAGAUGACAAGGAGUAUGAAUUGUUAAGGAUUGUAGACCUUCGCGAUAUCCAUCGGGCAGCUGCAAUGCCUAUCAAGCACAAGCCAGGAACAUUUAUCAUCUUGACUCCACAGCGGACUUUCUCUGUACAAGCUACCGAUAUCCUAGAGAUGCAAGAUUGGAUCAAUGCCAUUUCUGAAGCUAAGAUUCAAUUCGAAUUUAUGGCUUCAAACUCGGACUUGGAAUCUUAUUCAGAAUCAACAGUUCAUCUUGAACAAUCUCCACAGCUAUCAACUAUACAAGAGGGACAGCAGCAGCAACAGCAGCAGCACUCAACCUCUCAGAUGGCAAACAAGCUUCAUCUAACAUCAUCACCAACAGCAUCUACGGCAACACCAUCAAGAAAUUCCGUCACAGGGAUGAUUUUACCAAAAUGGCAGUUACAGCGACCUUUGUCGUUAUUAGAUCCAGACCUUUUAGAUGGAAAAGAAAAGCCACAUGCAAAAGGUAAAAGCGUAGCGGUGCCAUCCUCUUCAGGCGUUACUACGUCGUCAUCUGUUGGGACUACAUCUCCGCAAUCAGUUGGAAGUAUUCUGGGUAGACCAACAAUAAGGACAAGUGGACUGCGGCACCCUGCAGAAGGCCUAUCACUGAUCACCUCUUCUGGGGUUCAGACCAAGACUCAGGCCCAGGCAAUACAAAUCUCGUCCCCAUCCUCUCCUUAUAUGGAACAAGUGUACUCAAAUGAGCCCCCUGUGGGUUCGCUUUCAUCCGAGCAGUCAUUUAUUGGGGCAGCAGCAGCAGGGCCAAGUAUCCCAGGGACACCAUUAUCACCAGUCAGAUGUUAUUCGGGCGGAGAAAUGUUUUGGAUGGCAAGCCAAGAGCAUAACAACCAAUCCUCCAGUGAAGAGGAUGCAGGGGAUGAUAGUCCUGAUCCUUGUAUAGCAGAAGUAGCACGCGUUGCUUCUGAGGCCAAUGCUUCAGCAUCUGGUACAGCUACGGACGAGCAACAUGAAAGUAGUGUUGUCAUACAAGGACACCUUUACAAGCUAAGCAACAAAUACAAGACAUGGCGCAAGAAGUGGUUUGUUUUAAGAGGCGAUAAUCUGGCCUAUUACAAAGACACUAAGGAAUACCAACCACAUGGGAUUAUCCCAUUGUCAACCAUCAUCGAUUGUCUUCAGACCGACCCAAUAUCAAAGUCAAAGCAAUACUGUCUCCGAAUUGUCACAGCUAAGAGGUCAUUUAUAUGCUGUGCGCCAGAUGAGGACACACUCUUGCAAUGGCUUGAUACCCUUCAUGUAGAGUGUGAUCGUGUUGCGCAAAUAGCCCGCCAGGAGGACAUGGUAGAUUUUUUGUGCCAACAACAACGGCAUAAUCAGCAAGGAUCGGAAUCAUUACAUGAUGAUGAUGAUGAUGAUGACGAUGAUGAAGAACAGGCGAAGCAAUUGGGAGGAGGAUCUAGGCUCCGGAUGAAUCUUCAUAAUCCACUUCCUCAUCGUCCCAGAUUCAGGUCCAAAUCUGGAGACAACUCUGGUUCCGGAUUUUUCGGUAGUAGUGCCAACAGUGCCAGCGGUGGUAACUUGGAUUCUGUAGGGACGCAGCUUCGAAAAGUAUUAAGUCUGGACAGUGCAACAAAUACGGUUCCAGCAUCAGUCAUGGUGUCUACUUCGGAAACAGGAUCUGGAUCAAUGAAUAGGAGAGCUUCUGCGGCAGGAGCACCAAGUGUAACUUUCCAAAUUCCGGUCAUCGCUCCUCUAUAACAAGUCUCCUAGC